Molecule: messenger RNA, 2551 nt
Organism: Glycine soja
Lineage: Eukaryota; Viridiplantae; Streptophyta; Magnoliopsida; Fabales; Fabaceae
Product: cytochrome P450 CYP82D47-like
Exons: 2
Coding region: 93-1688 (531 amino acids)
Biological process (GO): defense response to other organism
Molecular function (GO): heme binding; iron ion binding; oxidoreductase activity, acting on paired donors, with incorporation or reduction of molecular oxygen
Source: RefSeq, a predicted model, not a curated record
CAGGAAACAGAUAAGAGAAACGACACAAAGAGAAAUUAUUUCCAAAAUAGCACUAGUUGAUCCACAAGUCGUUACAGCGCUCGCAACUUGUCAUGGACGCAGCAACGGGUGUUGGAGUUUGUGUCUUCCUAUUAAUUUCUUACAUGGCGUUCUUAAUCAAACGGGCUACAGCAGGUUCUGCUCGCAAGCCACCGGCAGCAUCCGGUGGCUGGCCUUUGAUCGGUCAUCUUCACCUCUUGGGUGGCUCCGGUCAGCCUCUUUACGAAACCCUAGGAACGUUAGCAGACAAGUAUGGCCCAAUAUUCAGCAUCCGAAUUGGUGUUCACCCUGCCGUUGUGGUGAGCUCUUGGGAAUUAGCAAAAGAGUGUUUCACCACUCUUGACGUCACUGUCUCCUCUCGUCCCAAAUUCACCGCCGCAAAAAUCUUGACAUACAACUAUGCUAGUUUCGCGUUCGCCCCAUACGGAGAUUUCUGGCGCGAUAUGCACAAGAUUACGGUUUCAGAGCUACUCUCCACUCGCCAGGCUGAAAUGCUUCGAGGUAUUAGAGAUUCCGAGGUAAAGAGCUCGUUGAGAGAACUACAGAGAGCGUGGGCGGAGAAAAGAGGCGUGUCCUCUGGUGAUUUGUUGGUGGAGAUGAAGCAGUGGUUUGGAGAAAUGAAUCUGAACGUGAUUCUGAGGAUGGUUGCUGGAAAGCGAUACUGUGUGGGGAGUGUAGAUCAGGAACAGGCAAGGCGAGUUCGGGGGGUGCUGAGAGACUUCUUUCAUUUGAUGGGGUCGCUUGUGAUUGGGGACGCGAUUCCCUUUCUUGGGUGGCUUGAUUUGGGAGGUGAAGUGAAGGAGAUGAAAAAGACGGCUGUAGAAAUAGAUAACAUCGUUUCUGAAUGGUUAGAAGAACAUAAGCAGCUGAGAAGAGAUUCAAGUGAGGCCAAAACAGAGCAAGACUUCAUGGGUGCGUUGCUGUCUGCACUUGACGGUGUCGACCUUGCUGGUUAUGAUGCUGACACUGUCAUAAAAGCCACAUGCUCAACGCUAAUUGCUGCGGCAACGGAUACUACAACUGUUACCAUGAUUUGGACACUAUCGUUAUUGUUGAAUAAUCGUCACGCCUUAAACAAAGUUCAAGAUGAAUUGGAUGAGCAUGUGGGCAAGGGAAGACUAGUGAAUGAAUCUGAUAUUAACAAAUUAAUAUACCUUCAAGCCGUAGUUAAAGAAACGAUGAGGUUGUAUGCAGCUGCACCACUUCCAGGUCCACGUGAAUUCACAAGUGAGUGUACCUUAGGUGGCUACCGUAUCCAAGCAGGUACCAGAUUUAUUUUGAACAUUUGGAAGAUGCAGAGAGACCCACGUGUAUGGUCAGACCCAUUAGAAUUUCAACCAGAAAGGUUCCUCACGAACCACAAGGGUGUGGAUGUAAAAGGUCAACAUUUUGAGCUACUUCCCUUUGGUGGUGGAAGAAGGUCUUGUCCUGGCAUGUCAUUUGCCCUUCAAAUGACAUACUUGGCAUUAGCAACUUUUUUGCAGGCAUUUGAAGUCACAACCUUGAACAAUGAAAAUGUUGACAUGAGUGCCACAUUUGGACUCACACUUAUUAAAACCACACCACUAGAGGUUUUAGCCAAACCUCGUUUACCAUAUCAACUUUUCUUCACUGAUGAAACUAAGGAAAAUCCAACACAUUCACCAUGAAUUAGAUUAUUGCCUUUCCCCCACUAGCACCGUGAAUUGGUGAACACCAAAAGCUAGUUUAUGGUGUGAAAGUUAUCCCAACUGAUAUGCAUUAUUUUUGGUCAUAUUUAUAUUGGUAAGGGAAAUAGUUUGUAAGAUUGAACAUACCAGGAAGUGAUCUAAUUAACAGUUCAAUAAUGAUUGAUAUAAUAGUACUAACUCAAAAUCCUUCAAUCAUUAUCACCACCUGAGCAAGUUGAAUUUUCCACUAUUUUAUGGUGCUUAUGGCACAGGAGAAACGAGAAGGCAUCGGAAAAUGUUGAAAAUCCUCCCUUGCUUUCCAUCCAUUUAGCUCGUGAAAAUAUUAUGCAGUGGCAGAAAGUUUGCGAACCACAUUUGAAUCCAGCAGCUAAUUUUCCCCACCUGAUUCUCAAUGGACAAACCGAAUGGAGGGAUUUAUCAAAUGCAAUGUUGGUGCUGCCAUAUUCAGGGAGUCCUAUACCUAUUCUGGUGCUUGCUCGAGAAAUAAUGAGGGUCAUUAUAUCAAAUAGAAAAUGUGGUGGAAUUAUGGUUUUUCAUCUGUUCAAGAGGCUGAGGCUGCAGCAUUACUUUUGCAUGCUUUAACGCGGAUAUAUGAAUUGGACCUGAAUAACGUUAUCGUGGAGAUUCAUUGCAAGUUUGUUGCUGACCCUUUGCUGCAUAACAGAUCAAAUUAUACUGAGUUUGGAGUCAUUGUGGAUAAAUGUAGAUAGUUUCUUAACUCUUUCCCAAAACUUCAUGAUCAGUUUUAGUCGGAAACAAACUAAUGGAGUCGCCCAUGAAUUUGUUAGGGGGUCUAGAAUUUUUUGUUAUUGACCAUGUUUAUUAUAGUUUAUUAUUAUAUC